This is a messenger RNA of Dromaius novaehollandiae (emu), 10301 nucleotides long. RefSeq names its product C-type lectin domain containing 16A (gene CLEC16A). Gene Ontology annotation, biological process: endosomal transport; regulation of autophagosome maturation; endosome to lysosome transport. The coding region runs from base 219 to 3485 and encodes 1088 amino acids. The transcript has 24 exons. The record is from RefSeq and is a predicted model, not a curated record. Gene Ontology annotation, cellular component: endolysosome membrane; late endosome. Lineage: Eukaryota; Metazoa; Chordata; Aves; Casuariiformes; Dromaiidae.
GGGCCCCCGGACCUCAUUUCCCAGCGUGCCCUGCCGGCGCCUGUGUCUUGGAGCUUGUGUGCGCCUGCUGCUUGGGUCGGCAGCUGCCGGUCGCUGAGGUGCCGGCUGCUUCCUGGUCUCCGUCCGCCCCGGCGCCGCCCGCCUGCCCGGCUCGUCGCUCCCCUCGGGGCCAUGGCGCCAUAGAGCCUCGCGGGCCGCAGCCGCCCUUCGCCGCCAGCAUGUUCGGCCGCUCCCGCAGCUGGGUGGGCGGCGGACACGGGAAGGCCGCCCGUAGCAUCCACUCCUUGGAUCACCUCAAGUACAUGUAUCAUGUUUUGACCAAAAAUACAACAGUAACAGAUCACAACCGCAACCUACUGGUGGAGACUAUUCGUUCUAUAACAGAGAUCCUUAUAUGGGGGGAUCAGAAUGACAGUUCAGUAUUUGACUUUUUCUUGGAGAAGAAUAUGUUUGUUUUCUUCUUGAACAUCCUGCGUCAGAAGUCUGGUCGUUAUGUGUGCGUACAGCUGCUGCAGACCUUGAACAUCCUUUUUGAAAACAUCAGUCAUGAAACAUCAUUGUACUACCUGCUUUCUAAUAACUAUGUGAAUUCUAUUAUUGUCCACAAAUUUGACUUUUCCGAUGAGGAGAUCAUGGCAUAUUACAUAUCAUUUUUGAAAACUCUUUCUCUGAAACUCAACAAUCAUACUGUACAUUUCUUUUAUAAUGAGCACACUAAUGACUUUGCUUUGUAUACAGAAGCUAUAAAGUUUUUUAACCACCCAGAAAGCAUGGUCAGAAUUGCUGUUAGGACUAUAACUUUAAACGUCUACAAAGUGGACAACCAGCCAAUGCUGCAUUACAUUAGAGAUAAAACUGCUGUCCCUUAUUUCUCCAACCUUGUUUGGUUUAUUGGAAGCCACGUGAUAGAACUGGAUAACUGUGUGCAGACUGAUGAAGAGCACAGAAAUAGGGGCAAACUGAGUGACCUGGUAGCAGAACAUCUUGAUCAUUUGCAUUACCUUAAUGAUAUCCUUAUCAUUAACUGUGAAUUUUUAAAUGAUGUGCUGACAGACCACCUACUUAAUAGGCUCUUUCUUCCCCUCUAUGUGUAUUCCUUAGUAAAUCAAGAUAAGGGUGGGGAGCGUCCAAAAAUAAGUCUCCAAGUUUCCCUCUAUCUUCUUUCUCAAGUUUUUCUAAUUAUACAUUAUGCACCUUUGGUGAACUCAUUGGCUGAGGUUAUUCUUAAUGGUGACCUGUCAGUGUUUUCUUCUAAAGUUGAGCAAGAUAUUCAGAAAAAUUCAGCAAAGUCAAGUAUCAGAUGUUUCAUAAAACCCACCGAAACUCUUGAGAGGUCUCUUGAAAUUAACAAACAGAAGGGGAAGAAGAGAUUGCAGAAAAGACCCAACUAUAAAAAUGUUGGUGAAGAAGAUGAAGAGGAGAGAGGAUCUGAGGAUUCCCAAGAUGACCUAGAUAAAUCUAAAGGUACAGAAGGGAGUUCAAAGGGCAUCAGAACAAGCAGUGAAAAUGAAGAAAUAGAGAUGGUAAUCAUGGAGAGAUGUAAACUGUCAGAAAUGUCUAUCUCUACUGUGACAGAACAGAAUACAACAGAUGAAGAAAAGAGUGCAGCUGCCUCUGGGAGUGAGAUGACAAACUGGAAUAGGCCUUUUCUCGAUAUGGUCUAUAAUGCGCUAGACUGUGCUGAAGAUGAUUACUAUGCUCUCUUUGUGCUCUGUCUUCUGUAUGCCAUGUCACAUAAUAAAGGAAUUGACCCAAUCAAGCUGGACAGAAUUCAACUUCCUGCUCAACAUGCCGAAGAGAGAAAUUCAUAUAAUCAUGUACUUGCAGAAGGGCUCAUCAGGAUAAUGAAUUAUGCUGCACAACCAGAUGGAAAAAUCCGUUUGGCAACAUUAGAACUUGGUUGUCUGUUGCUUAAGCAACUUGUAUUUUCUAAAAAUAGCAGCAUCAUAAAAGAUGUUCACCUUGCUUGCCUUGAAGGAGCAAGGGAAGAAAGUGUUCAUCUGCUGCGACGUUUUUACAAGGGAGAAGAAAUUUUUCUGGAUAUGUUUGAAGAUGAAUACCGGAGUAUGACAAUGAAACCCAUGAAUGUAGAGUACUUGAUGAUGGAUGCCUCCAUUCUGUUGCCUCCAACGGGGACACCACUGACUGGUAUUGAUUUUGUGAAAAGAUUGCCCUGCGGAGAUGUGGAAAGGACACGAAGAGCGAUCAGAGUUUUCUUUAUGCUCCGUUCACUGUCACUGCACCUGCGAGAUGAACCAGAAACUCAGUUACCACUGACAAGGGAGGAAGAUCUAAUAAAGACAGAUGAUGUUCUUGACUUGAAUAACAGUGAUCUAAUUGCUUGUACAGUGAUAACAAAAGAUGGGGGUCAAGUUCAAAGGUUCCUGGCUGUGGAUAUUUACCAGAUGAGUUUGGUUGAGCCAGAUGUCGCCAGACUUGGCUGGGGAGUCGUUAAGUUUGCAGGCCUUUUGCAGGACAUGCAGGUAACAGGAGUAGAAGAUGAUAGUAGGGCUCUGAACAUAAUAAUUCAUAAACCUGCUUCUAGUCCUCAUUCUAAGCCCUUCCCUAUCCUUCAAGCUACCUUUAUUUUUUCUGAUCACAUUCGCUGUAUUAUUGCGAAACAGCGUCUUGCUAAAGGUCGUAUCCAAGCUCGGCGUAUGAAAAUGCAGAGAAUAGCAGCUCUCCUGGAUCUUCCUGUUCAGCCUUCAACUGAAGUUAUGGGUUUUGGACACAGCUCUGCAGCUACGUCCCAACACCUUCCAUUUAGAUUUUAUGAUCAGUCACGACGUGGUAGCAGUGAUCCCACAGUGCAACGGUCUGUUUUUGCCUCUGUUGACAAAGUUCCAGGAUUUGCUGUAGCGCAGUGUAUAAAUCAGCAUAAUCCAUCACCACUCUCAUCACCAUCUCCUUCAAGCGGCAGUGGGAGUACAGGGCGCUGUGAUUCAGUGACUGCAAGCUCAACUUCCACUCCUUCUGCUGCACAGAGCCCAUCAGAUCUGGCAGGAAAGGACGACGGCGGGUGUUUAGUCUGUCGGAGGCUGACAGUCACGGUGGACACUGGGUUUAGGUCUUCAAGCAGCAGCUGCAACCGAAACUCACGCAAUAUCAAUUCAGAUGACUCUUCAGCUCCAGAGCAGCCUCAGAUGACCAUUUCUGGUCAGAUGAUGUUGACUGAUGAAACUCUUUCAGCUGUCUCAAAGUCUAGCAAGAACGCUGUAAAACACAGUGACAUAGAAACAGCAAACCUGUCCCCUAGCCUGAUUCCUGCACAGCAGCCCACAAUAUCAUUAAUAUCGGAUGACAAUACAGAUGCACUAAGCGUAGAGUCGCUUACAUUGGUCCCACCAGUUGAUUCACACAGCAUUCGUACAUUCAGCUACAUUCCUCAGUCCUCUUUGCAAUCUGAAGUUGAAGUUUGCAAGGUGAAAGAAAGAGAGGAAGAAUGUUCUGACUCAUGUCAACCUUUGGACUGUGAUAAACAGUGAAGCAAAUGCAACCAGUUUCUUCGUCAUUUUUUUUGGGCAAGUGCAGAUACUUCUUGAACCAUUAGAGGCCAGCUGGUCCACAAGAAGAGGCCCACUGAUGAAAGAGAAUAUCGGCAGCUUUUUAAAUAAACAUCAGAUGUUCAGCAUAUUUAAACUGAGUUGGGGGGGGAACUGUUUUGAAUCUGGGCUGGAUGUUUCCACAACCAUUUCUGUUAUACAAGAACACAAAAGUAUUUCAGAGCACCUACUUUCUUUAAAUACAGUUCCAGCUGCAGGAACUGGGUUAGUUGUAAAAGCUCUACAGUAUUAUGGAGAAGUGAAGAAAUUUUGGGAUACCUGGCUUCGGGAUAUUGAAUCAUUAUUUUGUUGGAACUGGCGACAUGCCAUUGACAAGGAAAAAAGUAUAUAUUAUAGUACAGAUGUAUCAUUUCCAUUUGAGACAAGUUUUUUGUUUUUUUUUUUUUUUUUAAUACUGAUCUCAUUCAGCUUUUGGAGGUCUGCAUGAUAACAGCAGGCUUGGCCACUUUCAGUGUUGUCUUCAUAGGACUCUAAACUUCAAUAUUGUAUUUUCCAUGUGUAAUAUUUAUUUCAGGGUUUGAUUCAAAGCAAGAUAUAUAUCUAACCUUUUUUAGAAGGUAAACGCCUCAAACUUAAAAAGGCUUAUUCAGGUUAACAUAAGUGAUUUUUGAGACUUCCUUAGUCUUUGCUUAACCAUCUGCAGAAGAAUGUAAAAUAUUUUGAGAUUGCUAUAGCUUGUUUGUUCUCUUCUGACAGUCAGAUUGCUACUCAUCUGAGGAAUGAAGAAAUCCAUUCUACUGAAGGACAAUUUUUAGAAGCAAACAGUUGAAAGAGUGGUUUUUUUCUUUCUUGUUGUUGCUGUUGUUUUUUUAAUUUUGCAUCUUCAUGUAGGAGGAAGGUCACCACACCUAACUGAUAACUCCAAGUACGAAACACAGAAGGGAAGGUAUUUUUUUCUAUCUGGGAUAGUAUCACUGUUUAAAAAAAAAAAAAGUUAAAUGAAAUUGCUACGUAAAAGUGAUUCUGAUCUUAUGCUUGCCUUACUUUGCCUUGUAGAUCCUGAUACUGAGGUGACAAAGUAAUGGAAAAGUUUUGAUUAAAGUUUGGCAUGUUUCUUGCUGACUUGAUUCAUAACUUAACAUGAAUAGAGUUUAAGCUUUCUCAUCGGUUUCCAUGUGUGUUAAUUUAAAUUAGUAAUAAGAUGAGCAGAAUGUUAUUGCUGGUCUUCACAUAGCAUUAUCAAGUGCUCUGCGCCUCUCAAAGGUUAAAGACUACUAUUUGCUUUACAUGAUAUUGUGAUUUCAAUCAUCAGUGCAAUCUGUUUCCUGAUUCUGUCUCCACUUGCACUGAUCUGAUAUCAGAUAGGUAAAUCUGAGAAGUUUUUACCUACUUCCAGUUUCCGUUCUCUUACUGUCUCUGUCUGUCAGAUGGACUACUGAACUGAUUUUAAAUAUUAUAUCUUGAGAUUGAAUAAUCCAAAGGUAUAACUUUGCUCACUUUUUCAGUCUUUUCCAUAAUGUAAUAACUUAAUAGUUGCAAAACGUGCAUAUACAAGAUGAAAGCCAGUGAAUUUUCUCUUCCUUUAUCAGCUUUUUGCAUGCUAUCUUGUUGAUUUCUAGUUUUCUGUGGCUUCUACUUUGUAUCAAAUUGAAUUAACCAUUUCUCUGACCAUUUCAGAUAGGCUCAAACUCUAAAUGAAAUCUGAGAAUUAGGUAUCCUCAGCACUACUGUGGAUGUGGGAUGAGAAUUUGGCCUUGCAGCUGGAAUGAGAGCCCACCUUUUUUUGUCAUAUGCUUAGGGUAAGUUUACACUGCAGUCACUGUUGGCAGCUAAUGUAGAUGGACCUGAAGUAGCCUAGGCAUCAGGAGCAGUUUGGCCACAGGGACCACAUAAAUAAUUUUUUUUAUUAGCUGAAGUGAUUGCAGACUACACUUACUCUAAGAUGUGGCAGUAUUACACUGUAGCCCCACUAAUAUUUUAAAAAACAUUAUAAAAAAUGAUGCCUUACUUAAUUUGAAAACAUUUUAUGUUAUUUGUUAACCUUAACUCUUUACCUAGAUUACAGAAAAUGCCACUGUGCAGGCUGAGUCCUCUUAAAUAGAAUUAAUUUUGGACAAGAAAAACCUUGAUCUUUAUUUAUCUAAUUUAAAAUCCAAUUCUAGCAAGAUUAGGGCCAUGUACAAAGAGGCUUUUUAAUGGGCAUGCAUAAUCUCACUCUUGAGCCAUACUGCACAACAAAUGGGACAAAGGGAAAGAAAGCCAACUUAGUUUGUGCUCUUCAUUAACUUCAUUAAUUAAUUUUAAAUCUCAUGACCAAUUGUCUACUGAGCUCUCCAAAGGAAAGGGCUGAGAGAAAUAGGUACUGCUGUUAAGAAAAUAGAAGACUAGGUCUACUGUGUAAACCACUCCUGGCAGAGCUUUAUGGGACAAGGGGUGGUGAAGUGGGAUAUCUGUUAGCAGUUCUGGCAAAAGCUCUCUACAAAUGUGCAGUUACACUAGGAAAGUUCUAGCCACAUCAGCUCUACCAAUAUUGUGCUAUUAUAUAAAAAGUAGCAAAGUGUUUAGACCAACCUAAAUUUCUGAAGGGUUGUGUCACAGAAGCAAUUACUUUGUCUGUUUCUAAUAUUAAGGCAUAUUGUAUAAAAUCUGCCUGUGCUUCAUGCUGCAGGAGGAGAGUUCAGAAUGUAAAAGCUCUGGAGAUGCUGAAAUGUCUGUCAUCUGGCAAUCUUUUUAUCUCUCUAAAACUAUGAUGUUACUCAUCUACAAUUCCUUGAAGAGUAUCAUAUUUAUCUCUCUCUUAUCAGAAAAAAAUCAAGGGCCGUUUCCUUACCCCCCCUUUCACUGUAAAAAGGAAACUCAACCAAGAAAGCAUUAGCACAUCAGCCACAAAUUUAAUUUUUUUCUAAACAAAAGUUGAUUUGAAUCAGUAUAACAUCACUUUUUUUAACUAAAUCCAGAUACCAAGUUGCAAAUGACAAGAGCAGCUAAACAACUGACCAUUCAUAAGGCUCCAUGUUUCAGUGUAAUACCACAGAGGGAAGGUGAGGAAACUACAGUCACGUUAAAAAUAGAUACAGAAAUGGUCCAGUGCAGAAUCCUGAAAUUUGGUGUGAGAUGCUAAAUUCUCAGUCUUUGUUUGUAAAGACUGUGCUCAUCUUCAACAGCAUUCAAUGGAUUUGCUGAAUAUAAACAUAAAACAGUUCUAUUAUUCCCAUCCUUUUGAGACAAGCCAAAGAAGCCAACGCAUACUAAUUAUUUCUUUGCUAUUUCCUGAUCUAUGCCUCCUGUAUUUUAUCAAAUUUUACCAGUAUACUACUUUUUUAAACAGAACUAUGGGUUGCCUUCACAGACCUUUGACAUCUCGCUUUCUCUUACUGGCCCUCUUGUUUCUCUGUCAUCCAGUGUACAAUGCUGGACAACACUUGAACUUUUCCCUCUUGGAGAGUAAUGCCAUCAUACAUUUGGUAAUCUGGUAAAGAAGAGGAAAAAAAAUUAGCACCUAAUUCUAAUGUCUGCCUCACUAGUGAAGUAAUACUUGCAGUUUAAAACUUGUGUAAGAAAUUGGGUUUUUUUCAGAACUUUUUUUUAUAUUGAAAGAAACCAGACAUUGUUUCCUGUACUUCACUUUAUAGGCUGUGUGGAUUAAACCAAAUUCGUUAGAAACUUGAUCAUGUAUAUUCCUACCGGAGCCUAUAUUUGCAUGUGAAGUCAUGAAUUAUCUACAGUAUAAGGACUGAGAUCAUUCAUAUUCUCCACUGCUAACUCAUGAUAAAUUCCAAUUCUGACUUCUGUUCCUUAAAUUAAGCUGAGGUUAUUUAUAUAUGUGUGUGUGUGUGUGUGUGUGUGUGUGUGUGUGUGUGUGUGUAAUGUAUAGUUACACCUUGUAAACUCCUCAUCAUUCUUCACUUUACAACACAGAAUUUUCUUUCAAGUCAUUCAGUGAGGAAAAAUUAGGGCUGUUUUUCAGAGUGAAAUUAACUUUUUUGAAAUACUGUUGCUAAAGUAUAGGUAUGUGACAUUUAAAACCCCUUCUUCCCUAUCCAGAAUUUGACUUAAAUCUGAAUCAGUACUCACAGUUUAAGUUACCGUCCAGUGAUUCGCACAUACCCUUCACUCAACAGUGACAGAAUACGGGGGAAAAAGAGUUCCUUUGUGGAUUUGAAGUAUUGUUGUUGCAUACAGAAUUUUAAAGUAGAAGGUUGAAGUAGUUUGUUUAUAGCAAAAAUCAGCAAUACUCAGCAGGACUUAAGUUAUUGUGAUUUUUUUUUUUUUCUAACUAAGCAGUAAGACAUGAGUAGCUGUAAUUUCCACACUCACAGCAAGUGGCCUUGGGUGAUUACUUUAACCAAUCUAGAAAUUCAAUAAUUGCCCUGUAAUUGAGUGUCAUUUUGCUAAUAGGAAAUGGAUUUUUUUGUAAAGUACAUGAAACUGUUAAAACUGUAUGCUUAAAGGCAUAGGUAAGCUAUCAGAUAAUCAGGUGAAACUUUAUGUAAAUGUAUGAAGCCACUUCAUAAAAGUAAAUGCUAAUCAUGUGUUGCUUGUGCUCUAGUCACUUUUCUUUUGCACAAGUAUUAUAGGUAAAUGACUACAGAAUAGCCCAAUGAGUAAUUUUGCUAACCAGUAUGUACUACUUUUCCAAAAGGUGGGCACGCAAAAAAUUCUGAUGUUGACUUCACUAGCCAGCUUAAGUUUAAUGGUGAGUUGCUUUUAAAUGAACAUUGCACAGGCAGCUGUUGUCUAGAAAGCUAAACCUAUAUUAGUCAUAUGAUUGAAUAAAAGAUAUGGAAAGAGACAUGGAAUGGGGACAGCAGUGAGAUCUGGGCAUUGUGCCUCAGCGAUAAUAAGUCUCCUUGAUGAGUCUCCUACGCGUUUUCAGACAACAUUGAGUUAUCUGAAACAUUUUGACAGCAUUGACUGGUCUGACAACAUUUUGAGACAUUUUCAGACAACCCUGAGUGUCUAAAUACAUGGUUUGUUUAAAGUCCUCUUCCUGUUUUGCUUGAAGGAGCUUCUUGGUACUGUCACUGUUUGACCAUCACUGCCCUACCCUAGGAUAUCGCUAGCCUAGAUGCUGCACACCUAUUAUCUGGAAGUCUUUUUAGGGGGGUGACUCUCUAGUCUUGCCUGUUUUGUUGCUCUCAUCUUUUCCCACAUUGGCAGCACGAAUUAGAGAUGUAUAGUAUAACUCUUGCUGUCUCUUACUAGCUCCUGAAAAAUAGGUGGUGACCCAAGCAGGGCUCGCUAGGGUGGGGGCUUUUUUUGGAGGGGGGGAAGGGAGGUGCUUAUUUUUCUGCUGCUCAGCAUUUUUGAUGAGUAAGAGGCACAGGGAGAUGCAGUUCUGCACUGAAUCUCGAUCAGAAGGUUCUUUCAUAUGGAAACAUAUUUUUAUAUUACAUUUAUACAGAAUUGUCCCUAUUUUGAGCUCAGAACAUUUUUAAAGAUCUGCACGUUGCUUAGAUUUGAUUCCUUUGGAAGAUGUUAUAAAGUAUGUAUUUUAUGUUUGCUAAUGUACAGUAUUACAAAUGUAAAACUAAACUUUGCUUGUCUAAUAAAUAUACACUGUGGAGGUACCAGUUUUAUUUUUAUUUGCUAACUUGAUUGGUUCUUAAUGAAUAGGAAAAGCAAAACUUGUCACUACUGGGACUGUCUUGUUAGCAUAAAUGAAGGUGAGGAGUGCUUUGUUUUUUUUAUCAAAGUAACUACACAGGGCUUAAGAAGCAGAUAGUGACUAAGAAUACUUGUUUAGUUGAAGUUGUUGGUGACAAAAAUUAGAGUUAAACAAGGUUCAGACUAGUAUAUUGUGUUCCCAGGAUUAUUUAAGAUUAUGAUCUUAAGUUACGUGAGUGUGUGUGUGUCCCCAUUCCCUCCCCUGCCUGUUCUGGGCACUCACUCUAGUGUAAAGUCUGUAUAAGGCAUGAUAAUUGCUAUCUGGUAUCCAAGCAUGUAUGAUGAAUCAAAGGAGAUGAGAAAGUCUGUCUCUUUCUAUUUGGGUGUGUUUAAGGACUAACUGUGGCAGAAAUAUUUACAGUGAAUAUGAAGUUAAUUGAUAAUAGGUUCAAGCCUGCAAAUGUAUGGGCAAUUAGAAUUUCUAGGUUUGUUUUGCCCAGAGAUAGCACUGGAUAAAGAGAUUGUUACAACUCCAGGGGACCUGCUGGAAGCACGGUAAACUUCAGGGGUUAACCUUAGGCAUCUCCACUUGUGAAUGUGUGUUGGCGCUUUGUUGCAAACUCUUCAGUUCAUUUUGAGCUUUUCUGCUAUUCUGAAAGUUAGUAUUAAGUGCAAAGGGGAGGAAAAAAACAUUUUUCUAGAAGAAUGAAUGUACCUGGGCUUUGAACAAUACGUAAAGCAUUUAGGGAAUGCAAAGGACUGUCUUCUUCUGAAAUAUAUAUCAGUAAUGUUGUGUUUGAAAUGCUUUUUUUAAUCAAUUACAAAAAGAAGUCAUCCUGAACACGCACUUGCAUUUAAAUGGAAAAAAAGUCUGAAUACAAGGUUAAUUGAAUUCUGAAAUGUCUUCUCUUCAGGCAAUAAGUAUUAACUAUUUCAUGUAAGUUAUGUUAGACAUUCAGAGUAAAUGUGGCAGUACCUAAUGUUAAUUUAAAGGAAAAUGUAAAUAGGUGUCUGGGUAGGGAGUGGAGUUAGAAAAUGCUGAUGUAUGGUGCUGAAAUCCAGAUUCCUAUAGCUGCGUCUGUAUUUGCUGGCAUUAAUCAUAUGUCAUGACUGUUGAAACCCUGGACAAGAAUGAACAAUAGACCUUUCUUUGUAAAUGGAACUUGGCAAUAAAAAUGGUGUUACUGAGAA